Messenger RNA from Penicillium longicatenatum, 1389 nucleotides. RefSeq names its product WD40 repeat domain-containing protein. Lineage: Eukaryota; Fungi; Ascomycota; Eurotiomycetes; Eurotiales; Aspergillaceae. The record is from RefSeq and is a predicted model, not a curated record. The transcript is spliced from 2 exons. The coding region runs from base 1 to 1389 and encodes 462 amino acids. Gene Ontology annotation, molecular function: protein binding.
AUGUGGGAUCCGGCUACCGGCCAGAGCAUAUCAACCCUUGAGGGGCAUAGUGGUUGGGUCAGGUCGAUUGCCUGGUCGCCAGAUGGAAGCCGACUCGCAUCAGCGUCUUUUGAUGAGACAGUCAGGAUCUGGGAUCCGGCUACCGGCCAGAGCAUAUCAACCCUUGAGGGGCAUAGUGGUUGGGUCAGGUCGAUUGCCUGGUCGCCAGAUGGAAGCCGACUCGCAUCAGCGUCUUUUGAUGAGACAGUCAGGAUCUGGGAUCCGGCUACCGGCCAGAGCAUAUCAACCCUUGAGGGGCAUAGUGGUUACGUCAGGUCGAUUGCCUGGUCGCCAGAUGGAAGCCGACUCGCAUCAGCGUCUUUUGAUGAGACAGUCAGGAUCUGGGAUCCGGCUGCCGGCCAGAGCAUAUCAACCCUUGAGGGGCAUAGUGGUUACGUCAGGUCGAUUGCCUGGUCGCCAGAUGGAAGCCGACUCGCAUCAGCGUCGCGUGAUAAGACAGUUAGGAUCUGGGAUCCGGCUACCGGCCAGAGCAUAUCAACCCUUGAGGGGCAUGGUAGAUACGUCAGGUCGAUUGCCUGGUCGCCAGAUGGAAGCCGACUCGCAUCAGCGUCUUUUGAUGAGACAGUCAGGAUCUGGGAUCCGGCUACCGGCCAGAGCAUAUCAACCCUUGAGGGGCAUAGUGAAUGGGUCAACUCGAUUGCCUGGUCGCUAGAUGGAAGCCGACUCGCAUCAGCGUCUAAUGAUAAGACAGUCAGGAUCUGGGAUCCGGCUACCGGCCAGAGCAUAUCAACCCUUGAGGGGCAUAGUGGUUACGUCAGGUCGAUUGCCUGGUCGCCAGAUGGAAGCCGACUCGCAUCAGCGUCGAGUGAUAAGACAGUCAGGAUCUGGGAUCCGGCUACUAGCCAGAGUGUAUCAACCCUUGAGGGGCAUAGUGAUGCGGUCGAGUCGAUUGCCUGGUCGCCAGAUGGAAGCCGACUCGCAUCAGCGUCUGAUGAUGAGACAGUCAGGAUGUGGGAUCCGGCUACCGGCCAGAGCAUAUCAACCCUUGAGGGGCAUAGUGGUUACGUCAGGUCGAUUGCCUGGUCGCCAGAUGGAAGCCGACUCGCAUCAACGUCUUAUGAUAAGACAGUCAGGAUCUGGGAUCCAGCUAUCGGCCAGAGCAUAUCAACCCUUGAGGGGCAUAGUGGCUACGUCAACUCGAUUACCUGGUCGCCAGAUGGAAGCCGACUCGCAUCAGCGUCUGAUGAUGAGACAGUCAGGAUCUGGGAUCCGGCUACCGGCCAGAGUAUAUCAACCCUUGAGGGGCAUAGUGAUAGGGUCAACUCGAUUGCCUGGUCGCCAGAUGGAAGCCGACUCGCAUCAGCGUCUUAUGAGUAUAUCAACCCUUGA